Trichomonas vaginalis G3 is the source of this 2388-nucleotide messenger RNA. RefSeq lists its product as uncharacterized. The record is from RefSeq and is a predicted model, not a curated record. The coding region runs from base 1 to 2388 and encodes 795 amino acids. The transcript has a single exon. NCBI's taxonomy places the organism in Eukaryota, Parabasalia, Trichomonadida, Trichomonadidae.
AUGUUUACUUCUACAUCUGGCCACUUUCUUUCACCUCUUUCUGAAAAAAUUCCAAUUGAGAUACGAGAAGUCAUUAUUAAGAACGUACAUGAUCCGAAAGAAUAUUCUAACAACCAUACGAUCUAUAUUAAGAACAAAGAAGGCAUUUCUGAAGCUUAUAAGAUCAUUACAAAAUAUCUUGGCUUCGGAAUCAUCCAAUGCCUUGUUAUUCACAAGAUUACACUCUCAAAUGACUUCGAGGGCGAGUCUGUAGCCGCCGGAUCCGUUUAUUCAUGUUCAAUUUCUGAUGAAAGGAUUCCGACUCAAGCAAAGCUCAAAUUCAACUACAACAUGGAGCCAAGUAUCUCUUUCGAUGUUGUCGCCGAUCGAAUUCCCUGCAAAAUCACGAUAAAACCCGGUGAUGAUACAAAUUUAAGUUUGGGAAGACAGUCAUUGGAAAUUGAGAAGAUUAUUUCAAUACAGGAAUCGAUAAUGAGACAAGGACUCAAAAAUAAACCGAGUUUGUCACUUUUUUAUCGAUUAUUAAAUGAAAUCCAUACGAGAGGAGGGUUUACAGCUGUUGCCAUAUAUAUGAUUGAUGAUAACGAGAUCUCCACAGUGUAUUCUUACAUAGAGAACCCGAAGUUUAAUGAAAUUUUCCUUCAAGACGUUAAAAAAAUUUCAAAAAAUAAUUUUAAAAAGAGUGAUUUCGUUGAUGGAACGUUUAUUCGAUACAGCAUGUUUAACCAACGUGUUGGAAUACACUCAAUCGACGUCGAGAAAACGAAAUAUGUCUGUUUCUUGGCCGCGCCAGCUGAUUCUCACAUUAUUCGAGGUAUAGAGUUAAAUUUACACGCCGUUGUAACGAUGCUUAUUGUUUAUAAUCAUACGAAGAUUUGCAGGAAGGAAUUAUCAGCUGAUUUGCAACAUUUCAUUUAUAUUAUGAAAUCUGCAGGGAACAUCGCGUAUUUCGAGGAUAUCGAUGGCAAAAUAUUAUCUAAGACAGGAACAAUGUUCAACAAAGAGUUUGAAACAAAGAUAUUUGAUGAAAUGCAAAAAAAGUUAGAAUUAUGCGUUGAUAUCGCUAUGAAUGAGACUUUAUGUAUUAUAAUGCCAAUAUGGAAUACUCCUAGUGAUAGAAAAAUCAUUUCUAUCCUUAGAAGAUUAUCUCAUGAUAAUUUAUUGAACAAAGAUGUGUUUACUACUGUUAUUCAGGACAUAACGGAUAUCUACUCCAAGUCUGUCUUUGAUAAUAUGCCUAUUCUCGAGUCAGUUCUCGGUGGAGUGAUGAUGCACUUCUCUAGAGUACUCGGAGAUGACUUUUCCAUCGAGAAUCGGACUACUGUUAAAUCGUUCUUGCAUGAAUUACCUCCAGAAAACUUCUCUUCCUUUACAUAUUCCUUAGAAAAUAAAAUAUUACAAGAGUUUAAGAAGGAACGGAACCCAAUGUUCCGGAUUUUCCGCAAGAACUUCAUCCCUCUUACAUGUUCUUCAGUUCCGAUUGGAGAAAAAGGAGAUUUCUUUUUUUAUCCACAGCCAGGCCUCGAAAAAUCGAUUCCUUUACUUAUUACGUCAUUCAUAGGGAAGCGGAAAGAAGAAAACUACAAAGAAGUUCGCUUCUGUAUGAUGGAUUUAAUCCGAGAUUCAUUUCUUGACGUAAAAAUUCCAUCUACAUCGAUUUCCAACAUUUCCUGGGAGAUCCCACCAUCUCUCAAUGACUGUCCGAAGAUAAUUAACCACAUAAAGUCAAUGGCCGGCGUUUUUUACGAAAAAGAUAUUCCGAAUUUCUUCAAAAGUGUCACGGAAUCAUUCCAAUAUGGUAAAUCCACGAUCCUUGUUAAACUCCAUGAAGAUUUCUGUAUCAGGGAUUUCUUAGUUACUGUCCAAUAUUCAGUUGCUGUUUUAACAAUUGUUUUCAUUUCAUUUGAAGAAGAAAACAGUUUGUCAUUGAUUAGUUCUAUGACUAAAACAGCAUUAGACCCAAUCAAUCCAACAGGACACAUAUUCCCGUGGAUCUACAAUUACGGAGAUUCCGGUGAUUGUAUCUAUCAAAGUAAACCAGGUGGUUUGAAACCAUCUCGUUUCAGUGAUACAAGUUUUGUUCACGUUGUUUGUCGUGAUCACAAGAUUUUGCUUCGUAAUCAGUUGGAUUCCGGUAAUUGCGACUGCAUCAUUAUAUUGUCAUACGACCAUCCCGCAUGGUAUUACGUGAAAGGACGUCGUGUUGGCGAUGAAAUGCACGGAAUGUGUUUCAUGAUUCCUUCUGAGUACUUGUUUUACGGGAAUUCAAAAGAUCCAAUCAAAGGAAUCGUUAACACUCUGAAGAAACUUCACGAACGAAUUGACUUCGAUUUCCUCUCUGUCAAAGAAGAGAUUCAAUCAAUUCUCGUCAACUAUUACAUAGAAUAA